Exophiala bonariae is the source of this 948-nucleotide messenger RNA. RefSeq lists its product as uncharacterized. The transcript is spliced from 4 exons. Gene Ontology annotation, cellular component: nucleus. NCBI's taxonomy places the organism in Eukaryota, Fungi, Ascomycota, Eurotiomycetes, Chaetothyriales, Herpotrichiellaceae. The coding region runs from base 1 to 948 and encodes 315 amino acids. The record is from RefSeq and is a predicted model, not a curated record.
AUGUCGAAACUCGUCGUUGUCAUUGGUCUUACAGGGCAACAGGGAGGAUCAGUUGCUGAGGAGCUUCUCAAGCAUGGCUGGAGGGUGCGAGGAGUCACCCGUAAUCCAAACAAAGCCCAAAGCUGGAGUGAUCGAGGAGUGGAGGUAGUUCAAGGUGAUCUCGAUGAUAAGGCAUCUCUUUUGAAGGCAUUUAAAGGGGCAUAUGGAGUAUUUGGUACUACAGAUUUCUGGGGUCCAGUCUUCGACCCUUCCAGCAAGUCUAAGCUCAAAGAUGGUCAAAAGAUUAACGAGUACGCCUUCGACAUUGAAGUGGCCCAAGCGAAGAACAUUGCCGAAGCUGCAGCUGAAACAGAAGGUUUACAGAGAUUUGUCUCUAGCGCGUUACCAAAUGUCAAUGAAUGCACUUCUGGCAGGCUGAAACAUGUCUACCAUUUUGACAGCAAGGCUGUUGUUGUUGAGUACAUCAAAAAGUCUCUUCCCGAACUUGCAAGAAAGAUGUCCGUCAUUUAUAUUGGAUCUUAUAUGACGAAUUGGGGACAGGGUCUACAACCAAAACAAAAAUCAGACGGAACGUGGCAUUUGUCCCUUGUUGGCAAAGGUGACACCCCAAUACCUCUUCUCUUCACGGCAAAAGACACCGGUAUUCUAGUUCGCUCUCUUCUGGAGGACCCCCCAGGCAGGACUAUGUCAGGGUCUUGUGAUAUGUUGUCAUGGAAGGAAUGCCUUGAAAUUUGGUGCGAAACUCAGGGACUCACUUAUGGUGGCUUUGACGAGACCUCAAUCGAUGAGUUUGUUCACAAAUCCGGCAUGGGCCCUGACCUUGGUUUGGAAUUUGCCGAGAUGUUCGAGUUCAUGGACAGUCCGGGAUACAAUGGGACAGAUCGCCAUGUCAUGAUCCCCAAAGAGUGUGGUUCAGUGGCCAAUGACUUCUUUCGAGACCUGGUGUAG